AGCCAGUGAAAGUAUCACUUUUACAGAUCAGAUCAUUAAUCAGGCAGAGUGUCAUUCAACUGUGUGUGGAGCCCCGUGUGUGUAGAAGGCCAACAUGGCAGCUUUGGUGCUGUUACCUCUAGUUCUGCUAACGAUCACAACUGAAGCAUCCAUGCCACUCAGCUCAAAGAGUUCAAUUGUUGGAGGUCAUGAUGCCAAAGAUGGGCAGUGGCCCUGGAUGGCCUCCCUGAAAAUUUCCUUAAAUAAAACACACGAUUCUUCUUGUGGAGGGUCACUUCUCAAUGACCAAUGGGUGCUGACAGCUGCUCACUGCUUAAAAAGGCGUUUUGAUAAGCCACGGUCUUCAGUGGCAUUGGGUGCAUAUCGCUUGUCCAAGAAGUCUGCACAUGAAAAGAGAUACAAAAUUAAGAAAGUAAUCCUCCACCCUAAGUACAAAGACGUCAGCUCCGGUCAUGACAUUGCUCUGGUGCAACUGAAUGAAAAGGUCAAGAUGUCCAAAUUUAUAAAACCUGUCCAGUUGGCUGCAGGCAAAGACAAAUUGGGAAAACGCUCCAGAUGCGUAGUUACUGGCUGGGGAAGGGUAAAUGAAGGAGUUCAACUGAAAUUUCCAAAAACACUUCAGCAGGUCAGAGUGCCGAUUGUUCCUAAUAAAUCCUGUAAGGGCAGUUAUCCAGAACUUUUACCCCAGAUGCUCUGUGCUGGUUCCAGGGGCAAAGAUUCCUGUCAGGGAGACUCAGGGGGCCCUCUGGUGUGCAAGAGUGGGAAAAAAUGGAUCCAGACUGGAAUUGUGAGCUAUGGGAAGGGUUGCGGCCGUGCACGUUUCCCAGGAGUCUUCACACGUGUGUCCAGCUACAGGGACUUCAUCAAGGAAAACAUCCGUCUCUUCACUCCAGAAUAUUAAAAAACUUCUACUGCUACUUUUCAUAUUUGUACUCUCAGCCUUUUGUCUCCAUGUCUUCUUCCUGCAGUGGUCUACUUGCAUCGUGUUCAUCUAUUGACUAAUUGCGUGAAAGUUUUGCAGACUUGUCAUAAAAAGGCAGCAUAUAAUGACUGACUGUAUGAAUGUGUGUCUAUAUUUGGGGAUGCAUAAACUUUCAAACUCAAAAACUUCUAAAUGGUUAGGGUUAGUACCAUCCAACGGCUUUAUGUUUGCAUUAAAUGGUCUUUUCACUGGGGUCAUCAACACCCCAUUUGGUCAAGCAAUUCAAAACACUCAACUACAGCUGUAAAGAGUGCUUUGUUUUAUGCACAUUGAGUUCUGGCAGUGACUCCCCACUCAGUUUACUCCAGUCAUUCCAUUCCACCAUGUUGCAUGUCUUUCUCUGCCAGUCCAAACAAGAUCCAUGCACCUUUCACCAUCUGCAAUAACUCACACCUUAACAACUGAGAGGGAGUCCCCUACUAGCUGGUGCUGGGAACAGAACUAGGAAUUAUCACAAUAAUAA
Molecule: messenger RNA, 1445 nt
Organism: Scleropages formosus (Asian bonytongue)
Lineage: Eukaryota; Metazoa; Chordata; Actinopteri; Osteoglossiformes; Osteoglossidae
Product: tryptase-2-like
Exons: 5
Coding region: 95-901 (268 amino acids)
Biological process (GO): proteolysis
Molecular function (GO): serine-type endopeptidase activity
Source: RefSeq, a predicted model, not a curated record